UGGUCACCUUCUCCAGGGAGAAUCAGAACAAUGUCCUACGUUUUUGUAAACGACUCUUCCCAGACAAAUGUGCCAUUGCUGCAGGCUUGCAUUGAUGGAGAUUUUAACUACUCCAAACGACUCUUGGAAAGCGGUUUCGACCCAAACAUUCGCGACAGCCGGGGCCGAACCGGCCUUCACCUGGCUGCAGCCAGAGGAAAUGUAGAUAUCUGUCAACUCCUGCAUAAAUUCGGUGCUGACCUACUGGCCACUGAUUACCAAGGGAACACAGCCCUUCAUCUGUGUGGGCAUGUCGAUACCAUCCAGUUCCUGGUUUCUAAUGGACUUAAAAUUGAUAUUUGCAAUCACCAAGGUGCAACACCACUUGUUCUUGCCAAACGAAGAGGCGUGAAUAAAGAUGUGAUUAGACUGCUGGAAUCCUUAGAGGAGCAAGAGGUGAAAGGAUUUAACAGAGGAGCUCACUCAAAGCUGGAAACAAUGCAAACGGCUGAAAGCGAAAGUGCCAUGGAAAGCCAUUCCCUCCUUAAUCCAAACCUGCAGCAAGGUGAAGGAGUUCUCUCCAGUUUCCGCACGACAUGGCAAGAGUUUGUGGAAGACCUGGGCUUCUGGAGGGUGCUGCUCCUCAUCAUUGUCAUUGCUCUUCUGUCACUUGGAAUAGCAUACUAUGUUAGUGGGGUGCUUCCUUUUGUAGAAAACCAGCCUGAGCUGGUGCACUGAAGCAAAUGCAAAGUGCACUGUGCUUUUCCCUGUUCUAAUCUCAUUUUGAGCUUCUUGUGUUUAUUCUUUCGGUGCAGACAGUGGCAGCUGUAUAUACUGUUUGCCUUUUGUACUUAUUAUUAACCCCUUUGAAAGAGGGAUUAAUUCAUUUCAAGUAAAACACUAAAUUCUAAAGCAUUCCUAAGCUACCUCUGACUUAUCUUGACUUGCAAGCAAGAUGUGAAGGAUAAUCCUCUCUGCUGAUAAAACAUUAUGAUUAGAAAAGGCCCUUCAUAAUGAAUAUUAAAUUCCUGGGUAUGAAAAACAUAUCCCAGUACAGAAUCAAUUUUGAUUUAUUUUCCCUAUGAGGUGAGGUAAGUGUAUUGCUGGAUUUUUUGU
Molecule: messenger RNA, 1095 nt
Organism: Acanthisitta chloris (rifleman)
Lineage: Eukaryota; Metazoa; Chordata; Aves; Passeriformes; Acanthisittidae
Gene: ANKRD46
Product: ankyrin repeat domain 46
Exons: 3
Coding region: 31-717 (228 amino acids)
Molecular function (GO): protein binding
Source: RefSeq, a predicted model, not a curated record